GUUAAAUUUAUUGGCAAAUCACAUGUUGCAACUGAGUUGAUGUUUACAUGAUGUUGAUUUAGCAAGCUUCAAAAUUUAAGUAACUUUGUCUGCAUAAACACAGAAUUAGAGAUUCUUAGUUACUGGUAUGGACGAUUCAGUGUUUGAGGAGGAGGGGUUGAUAUACUACUUAUUACUGUUGCCAAGUACCCUCAUUGUGUUGGUGACCUGUCUUAUAGUUAGAUGGCUCGGUCUCAAAUUCUUCCAGCAUAACUAAACAUGUGAUUCCAAUACCAUUUUUAAAGAUGCUGGAAAAAGUCACACAGACUGCAAACAAAAUAUUGAGAACAACAUUUUCCAGGUUUUACACCAGUGGUAGACCAUCUCUGAGUGACCGAUGGCAGACAGAUAAAAACAUCAUUAUGAAUACUUUUGCUCGCAGAAAGGUGAUAUCAGAUAGGUACGGGAUUACAGAAAAAUCAGACGAUUGUCCAAUCACUCAUGUGUCUAUGAACCCGCCUCGUAAAUUCCAUGUACCUAGAGUGGACAAUGAGAUAUUUCUUCAGAAAUAUAUCAGAGGUAUUAUCGAUCAUCAGUAUAUGACGCUAUUGGAACUUCCUACAGUCUAUUCUCCCCUGAGGGUUGAUGUGGAUGUUGAGAAAAUGGAUUCAUCUGUUGAUGUUGUCACAGAGAAGUUGAUAGAGCAAAUAAUGAGUCUUUACGCUGAAGAGAGUCUAAAAUAUUUGGCUGAUCCAACGUCACUUAAAACUCAGGGGCUACUGACUGCUUAUGUUAUGCAGAGAAAGAAGAAUUACAUGGUGGACAGUGAGACAAAAGAUGGUUUGCAUGCAAUUUUUCCUGAUGCGGUGUUCCCAUCCAAUCUACACAAUUCACUCUUCCAUAUACCCAUAGCCGAAGUGGUAGAAAACAUGACAUCAGGGGAAGGGAAGUUCAAAAUCUUGGUCGACCAAAUUGGGAAGAAUCCAUGGUUUAUGCUGGGAUCCCAAAAGCAUUGUGAUCUCUAUCCAUAUACUGUGGAAUAUGUUUGGAAGUAUGGAGAAAAACUGAUGCCAUUCACCCUGAAUAUGAAUUCAGAGAGUGAAGUGUUUCAUUGGGUAUCAAAGUUUUCUAUUCGGCAUAAGGAAUCUAGCGAAUAUUGUGUUGAAGCAUCAGGUGAUCUGAAAAAUGAAAUUCUGUCUAUUGAAGAAAGUGGAGAGGAAGAACUAAGUGUCCUUAAUGCAUCUAAAUCCAAGGCUUCCAGUCAUUUUCAGCCUUAUGUCAAAAGUUAUUAUGGCAAAUCAAGGAGACAACAACAAUUUUGUGAUAAAACCGUUAAUAAGCUGAUAAUAGAUUUGGGAAAUCUGUUAGAUCUAUAUGAUGUUAACAUUUCAGAUACUUAUAAAUCAUGGUCCUCCAUUGGGUUUGCAUUGAAAAUUUUGUGUGAAAGUUGUGAUGAAUGUGACAAUGAAUUCAAAGAGUUGUGGUUUUCUUUUUCUGAAAAAUCAGCUAAAUUCAAUCCAUCAGAAUGUGAGAAGACCUGGAAUUCGUUGGACUCAUCCAGAGGGGAUGUUCUGUUUGCCAAAAGAAUACUACUGAAAUAUGCAAAUGAGUGUGACAUCAGUGCUAAAUAUAAAACUUUUCUAACUCAUCUUUAAUUUUCUUGAUUUUGGUAUUCUAAGUGUGUCAGUGACAUAAACAUUUUCCUUUGUAAUAUUUUUUGGUCAAUAAAUAUGACCUUGAUAAAAACUUUAA
Messenger RNA from Magallana angulata, 1731 nucleotides. RefSeq lists its product as uncharacterized. NCBI's taxonomy places the organism in Eukaryota, Metazoa, Mollusca, Bivalvia, Ostreida, Ostreidae. The record is from RefSeq and is a predicted model, not a curated record. The transcript is spliced from 3 exons. Bases 285 to 1634 code for a protein of 449 amino acids. Gene Ontology annotation, molecular function: hydrolase activity, acting on acid anhydrides.